AACCUGGGAACGACACCGUAUUGUAGCGAUGAGUGGACUGUGUCAGGAUCAUUUCUAUUUCUAAAGGCCCACUGGUCCAGGCCCAUUUGUCACUUACUACUUGGAGUCGAGUUUUUGAGAGAUCAGGUGGGCUGAACAACCACUUGCCCAAAGAUGGGGGUGCGAACCUUUUCUUAUCGACUAUUAUAAAGCCAUGCAUUAGACUUAGUAUUGUUUAUAUGUUUUAUAAUCGACUAUUAUAUGUAUCCAUGAUGCAUUAUGCCAUAGCUCAUAUAUUUAUUUAUUCGUUUUUACUUAUAACAUUUACUGCGUAAAUUAACACUGGAUUCAAAUUUUCUUCUAAAAUGGAAGAUCUUUAUAUAUAAUUAAUUGCUUACUGAUAAAGUAUUAUGAAUUUUUAAAAAAAAAUUAUAAAAGGAAUGAUUAUUUUGGUUGGUUUGAUUAGUAAUAUAUUUCUUCCAUUCUUCACAUCCACUUCUUUAACAUACUUCUUUCUAUAUAUACUUUAUUAUAAUUUUUGCAAUCACUAGCUAAAAAAAUAUACAGUGAAGAAACUCAUAUAAAAAACAGAAAAAACAAAAAGAAUAGUAUGCAUAAACAGUUGUUAAUUUUGUAAUAGGUCUCCAGCACCAACCAGAAUAAUUCAGAAAAUACAAAAAAAAAAAAAAAAUACAACAGAAGAUAGUGACAAAUGAUGCAUAUUAUACACAUCAAUAAUUGGUUUGAACCUCAUAUUUACAAGGAGACCCAAUCAGCCACAAACCUAUUCUCCUUCACACCAAAAAAAAAAAAAAAAAAAAAAACUAUGGAGUCUCCGCCGUCAACUUCUCCGGCGACUCCCCUCCGCCGUAGAAUCUCCAUCGCAACGCCAACGUCCGUGAUCACCUCCGAUAUCCCUUUCGCAAUCGAAUCUCCAUCGUCGUUCGAUUUCGACCUCAUCUCCAUAAAACCACCUUCCUCCGUAGCCUACACAUCUCUCAGAGACAUCAUCUCGUCUCCGAGCAACUCCUCCGUCAAGCUACCGUCUAUCAACGGCAGCAGCUCUCCAGUCUUAUCCACCGUCGGAGAUAUUUCGAUCCGCGACCCGCUCGUUAAGCAGGCCGCGUGGUCUUAUCUACAGGCGACGGCGCAGACUUCGUCGGAGGACUCGGCUGGGUGUCAGUUCCUCCGCCGCGUGUGGAUUCAUUUCUCCGCCGGAGUGCAGUUCUUGAGACGUGUGUUCGAGUGGGUUCUGCAUUCGAUCUGUGCUCCUCAGAUUGUUAAGUAGAGUUGAUGAACACAAUUGUUUUUGUAUACAAUAAAAUCAAAAGAUAUUGAUUUCGAUUUCUAAAAUUGUAUAGUUACAUGAUUCUCUCAGCAGUUCCGGUAUGGUCCGGUUUGGGUUUACAAA
Messenger RNA from Brassica rapa (field mustard), 1390 nucleotides. RefSeq lists its product as uncharacterized. The record is from RefSeq and is a predicted model, not a curated record. NCBI's taxonomy places the organism in Eukaryota, Viridiplantae, Streptophyta, Magnoliopsida, Brassicales, Brassicaceae.